Molecule: messenger RNA, 959 nt
Organism: Chara braunii
Lineage: Eukaryota; Viridiplantae; Streptophyta; Charophyceae; Charales; Characeae
Source: the annotation of a GenBank genome assembly
CGCGUCGCACUCAACACACCUUCAUAGACCACGUGGCAAGGGGACUGAAGUUGUGCCCAAAUGGCACCGUGGGGCGCGACAGGAAAGGGCAGGAGAGAUAGCGGUCCUGGUGAGGGGGUGGAAGGACAGAAAGUUCGAGGCCACAUGCCCAAGUCGAAAAGGUUGCGCGUUGAUGCAGCAAGCUCGGAGAACGAUGACGACUUCCAAUCAGAGGAAGUUGUGAUGGUGGACGCGCAAGGGACGGGGGGGAGCCAGCGAUUGGGUUUUGGGCGGGACGGAGUGUCGAGGGAUAAACUGGCUACUAUCAAACAAGUCAUCGUAGGUGGUGUCGUCGGAGCGUCGCCUAGGACAAACAAGGCACAAGGGAUUGUCAUCACUGAGGCGUGGCUGCAGAGGCAAGCUGCGGGGGUGGGUGAGGCGACGACCAGCGGCAUUCGCACACCGAUCGUCCUGGUCGGUGGGGGAGGCAGAUUUGACAAGGCAGUGAUCGGGGCAGUCCAGCCACGUCAGGCACUCCCCGCGCAACAGGCGAGGGGUUCAAGCGCGGCGAUAACACCGCCCCCACAAACGAAAGUGGAUGCAGGCGGCAGUCGAACGUUGGCGGGAGAUCAUCACACUUCUGCAAGCGGAGUCGCGGAAGGUGUGGUAGAGGGGAGGGUUGAUCACGUGCGCCGUGAAGAUGGUAAAAGAGAUGGACGACGGGAAGGCGACGAUGACGACGACCGACCCCCUGUCCAUUGCUCGGACUACUUCGUCGCCAUCGCCAACGGAGACGCAGGGCCGAACCACCGUCCAUGCUCAUCAUGCCCACGAACGAUGUGCCACGCUUCAAGAUCGAUGAUCCAGCACAGCGUGAACCAGCUUUGCACAGAGUGUGCAUCGUGGAGAAACUGGUAAUGCGCAUCAUCCACCAGAGGAUCUUCAAAUCGUCGUCGAGAUCGAAUGGCUUCACCCGUGCG